AUGGACGCGCUUCGAAAACGUCGCGAUGUGCUGUUUGAGAGGAUGAAGUGGGAACACAAAAAUGCAAGUUCAGUGAAUAAUCGUAAGCCGCCGGUUGGAGAGAUACAGGAGCGGCUGAAUAAGCUUACGGACUUGUAUGACAAUUUCGAUAAAGUGCAGAGUGAACUUGAAGAAACCACCGAUGCUCUUGUGGAAGUUUCCUCUAUCUUCAAUCACCGCUUGGAAUUUGAGAAGCUCUAUUACGAAACGAAGGGACUCUACGUGGAAACCAUCGAUAACGCUAACCCAAGAGGAAGCAGCGAAGGAACAUUCCUCGAAACCCCGGGUGCUAACGUCAACAUCGAAGAUGCGAUCAAGUUGCUUCUUGAAUCACAAAGACUGCUGAUGACGUCACAGGCAGCAGCUUCAAACACCGUUUCACAAUUGGCCGGGCGUGUGAAUUCGAUGAGUGUCGGCGGACCUGUUGCUGAUGUUUUCGGGACUGGUGUCGAUAUCCGUCUACCUACCAUCUCACUACCAAUCUUCAACGGUGAUAGGAAGCAAUGGAAUUCGUUCAAGGACUUGUUCGAGAGCUGCGUCCACACGAAAAAUCUCCGAAAUUCAGUGAAACUUCAGUAUUUGCUGGCACAUUUGGACGGUGACGCGAAGAAGAUGGUGAGUGCCUUCACUAUUACCGAUGCAAACUACAUUGAAGUUUGGAACAGACUGGACGAGUUCUACAACAAACCAAAGGACACCGUCUCGGCAUUAGUCAGGGAAUUCGUUGACCAGCCGUCAGUGUCAACAGCAUCUCUAGUUGGAUUACGAAAGCUUGUGGCCACAUCCGACGAAGUUGUGAGACAGCUUAAAGCACUUGGACCGCAGCAUGAGACUCGAGAUCCCUGGUUGAUUCACCUGCUGUUGGAGAAACUGGACCGCGAAACUCGCACGAUGUGGGCCCAAAAAACCGUAGAAGAAGUAAACCCCACGUUUGGCGAAUUCUUGAAGUUCCUCGAGCGGCGAUGUGAUGCUCUGGAGUCGUGUGCAUCUUUUUCCAGACGUACGGACACAACAGUAAAAACAGAACGGAAAUUAGACCCAAGCGCAAAGGCGACUUCAUCAAGCAGGGCUGUGCACGGUUUCAGUACAAGUACUCAACAAACCUGUCCACAUUGCUACGAAGCUCAUACGAUCUAUCAGUGCGCCGACUUCCGUGAAAUUUCGGUGGCAGAACGACGCGACUUGGCUCGAAACGCAAAACUUUGUUUCAACUGCCUCAAAACGACACACCCAGCGAAAAAUUGUACCUCCACAACGACGUGCAAACAUUGCAAGCAAAGACACCAUUCUUUGUUAUGCACUGGAUGCUUCAGCUCAACUUCAAACCCUGGCCAGCUUCAUGGAGAGGUUGCAGCUUCGAAGCAAACCGAAGUACCAUCAGAGGAGUCGGUGUCCGGAGAGGUGACAUCUCUUGUCACAGAAGUGAAGACCAGCUGCACAACUAACUUCAUUAGUAUGUUGCCAACUGCUGCCGUCAAAAUCAAGGGGAAGAACAAUGUCUUCCACAAUGCGCGGGCAAUCGUGGAUUCCGCCUGCAUGAACACACUGAUCAUCAAGCAAGCAUUCAACCGCCUUGGCCUGGAACGUCGGAAUGCCAACAUUGUCAUCCUUGUCAGCGGUAUCAGUGACAGCGAACCAAGCAAAGCUCGGGGAUCGGUGAUGCUCCAAAUAUCAUCGCGAUUCGACGACCAAGUUAUCAUCGUGGUGGAAGCGCUGAUUAUGGACACCCUGGUUCCAAAUCAGCCAUGUGAAACGUUCGACAUCGAUUCAAGUGCCUUUGAUGAAAUGCCACUUGCAGAUCCCAAUUUCAACAGCAGUGGUAAAAUCGAUUUACUGUUGGGGAUCGAGGUUUUCUUUUCUAUUUUAGAACCUGGGAAACUCCUGGAUCCACGAGGUGUUCCGGUCGCGCAGAACUCAAUCUUUGGUUACCUGGUUGGUGGUCGCUUUGAUACGAGUUCACGUGCCUCCGACCGUCGAACAUCAGUUGGUCUAAGUUGCACAGCCGACAUAAACUUGGACCAAACUCUGAGGAGAUUUUGGGAACUAGAAGAGCUCCCUAAGCCAAAACAGCUGACCGAGGAUGAACAGCGUGCAGUGGAUAUUUUUCGGGUUCCGUCGACGGAGGUAGCGAUCGCUCCAGAGAAGUGCUUCUACCUUCCGCAUCAUGCAGUAUGGAAAGCCGACAGUACGACCACCAAACUCCGUGUCGUGUUCGACGCUUCAAACAAAAGUGAUUCCGGUGUUUCGCUGAACGAUCGUUUACUCGUAGGACCUAACGUGAACGAGCCGCUUUUUAAUGUGUUCGCCAGGUGGCGAACAUAUAAGAUUGCAUUUUGCGCUGACGUCCAAAAAAUGUAUAGGCAAAUUCUUGUCUCCCGAGAGGAUGCAGAUUAUCAACGCAUCGUAUUCCGUGAAGAUCCAAACCACCCAUUGGAACAUUACCGUUUGCUCACCAUCACAUACGGUACGGCAAGUGCAGCGUAUCAAGCCGUAGCAACCCUUCAUCAAAUCGCAGAGGACAAUCGAGAGCUGCAUCCACUAGCUGCUAGCCGCAUUCCUAAAAACUUUUACGUUGACGAUCUGCUAUCGGGUGCGGAUACCGUUGAGGAAGCUGAAUUUCUACGGGAUGAACUAGUCGAUGUGCUCAACUCUGGAGGAUUCGUUCUUCGUAAAUGGUCAACAAAUGAACCGAAGCUGCUCGAUGCGGAAACGGACACAUCUCAUGACGAAGCGAUUUCCAUUGAGCUACCAAAUGAAGGUGAUGCCGUAAAGGCUCUUGGGAUACGAUGGAUCCCAUCGGACGACGCGUUCUAUUUCAAGGUCACCUUCGAUAUUCACAGUCCAAACACUAAACGACAACUACUUCCCGACGCUUCUAAACUUUUUGAUCCAUUUGGAUGGAUCGCUCCAGUGGUUAUAAAGGCCAAAAUACUAUUCCAGUACCUUUGGCUUUACAAUCUAAAUUGGGAUGAUCCAUUGCCUGCGACAAUAUGUGAAGAAUGGAUCGAGUUGAAGGAGACCUUACAUCACAUUGAAAGGAUCAGGAUCAAGCGAUGGAUUCCACAUGGCACGGGGCGUCUGCAGCUCCAUGGCUUCGCGGAUGCCUCUGAAGCAGCUUAUGCCGCCGUAGUAUAUGCUCGCUCAGAAGAUCAUGAAGGACGGAUUCAAACCAAUCUCGUGGCCGCAAAGACGAAAGUAGCGCCAAUCCAGCAGGUGUCUCUGCCACGUCUUGAGUUAAUGGCGGCGGAAUUGCUGACCGAUUUGAUGAUGAAGCUGAUGGAAUCUUUUUCGCACUUGGAUGUGGAACUGUAUGCAUGGAGCGACUCUACCAUAGUGCUACAAUGGCUGGGCUCGCACCCGCGAAAAUGGAAAACUUUUGUUGCCAACCGUACUUCUAAAAUUUUGGAGCAUCUACCAAUACAACAUUGGAAUCAUGUGUCUACGAGAGAUAAUCCUGCUGAUUGUGCAUCGAGAGGCAUCUCGCCGACAGCUCUGGUCGUCCAUCCGCUUUGGUGGAGGGGCCGCGCCUGGCUCCAUGAGGCUGAAACAAGCUGGCCACAAUCAAAGCAACUUGACAUAAAUGACGAUGAUCUUUUGGAAGCGCGAAAUACGAUAACUUGUUUGAGUACAGGUUCAAGUACACCCUACGACUACGUUGUUGAGAAGUUGCUACUCUGCCGCUCUUCAAGUCUACCUCGUGCUCGUCGUAGUAUUUGUUGGGUAAAUCGUUUCAUGUACAACAUGUUGGCCAGCUUAAGGGGACAUUCAAAAAAAUGUGGAUCCCUAACUCCGGAUGAAGUUAACGAUGGAUGUAUGCAACUGGCCAGAGCAGCUCAACACGAUUGCUUUAAGGCAGAACUGGAAUCACUGCAGAAGCAACAAGCAUUACCAAACAGCAGCAAACUGAAGGCGCUAUACCCGUUUGUCGACUCCAGUGGAACUUUGCGGGUCGGCGGUCGACUCCAAAACUCCGAUCAACCGUAUGAUGUCCGCCACCCGGUGGUACUACCGAAGGAUCAUCGUUAUACUCAUUUGCUUCUGUUGGAAAUACACGAGCAAAACUUGCACGCAGGGGCAAAGCUCAUGAUUGCCACACUGAACCAACGUUAUUGGAUAGUUAGCUGUCAAGCAUUGGUGCGAUCCUUCGUGGACAGGUGCUACAUUUGCUGUCGCAUGAAAGGGAAAGCAGCAACGCAGUUAAUGGGCAGCCUGCCUGCAGUUCGAACGAUGCCAGCCCGACCGUUUCUGCAUUGUGGUGUAGAUUACGCAAGACCCCUCAUUAUUCGCACCUCAAAUUUACGUUCCGCGAAAACUACUAAAGGCUAUGUUGCUGUCUUCGUGUGUCUUUCGACGAAGGCGAUCCAUCUUGAAGCAGUUACGGAUUUGUCGACCAACGCUUUUCUAGCCGCUUUGAAACGCUUCAUCAGUCGACGCGGACUAUGUGCGGAGCUGUGGUCCGAUCACGGAACCAACUUUGUAGGUGCAGAUAGGGAAAUUCGGAGACAUCUGCAAUCGAAGGAAUUCAAUGAAGCUGUCAGCCGAUACCUCACCAACAUCCGAAUCAAGUGGACCUUCAUCACGCCUUCAGCCCCCCACAUGGGCGGAAUCUGGGAGGCAGCCGUUAAAGCUAUGAAGAAACAUCUUCGUGUGGUACUCGGAAAUACUGCGCUGACUUUCGAGGAUCUCUCAACUGUUCUCGCCCAAAUUGAGGCUUGCUUAAACUCACGUCCGCUUUGCUCAAUGUCAACAUCACCAGAAUCGUGCGACGCUCUUACGCCUGGACAUUUUAUCAUUGGGCACCCGCUCAAUGCUCUACCUGAACCAAAUAUCAGCCACCUUCAAGAGAAUCGUCUAGACAAAUGGCAACGACUUUCUCGAUACGUUAACGAAGUGUGGUCUCGUUGGAGCAGCGAAUAUCUUUCUACGUUACAGCCUCGGAACAAGUGGCAAGCUUUGCAGCAAAACCUGGUUCCCGGACAGUUAGUUGUCAUCAAGGGUGAAAACCUGCCGCCAACGUCGUGGGAGCUUGCUAGAAUCACCCAAACUCAUCCGGAUCAAUAUGGUAUAGUCCGUACCGUGACCGUACGUCGAGGACAGACGGAGUAUCAACGUCCGGUGCAUAAGCUUGUGCCGCUGCCAUGUGAUUGA
Messenger RNA from Aedes albopictus (Asian tiger mosquito), 5187 nucleotides. RefSeq lists its product as uncharacterized. Gene Ontology annotation, biological process: DNA integration. Gene Ontology annotation, molecular function: nucleic acid binding. The transcript has a single exon. The record is from RefSeq and is a predicted model, not a curated record. NCBI's taxonomy places the organism in Eukaryota, Metazoa, Arthropoda, Insecta, Diptera, Culicidae. The coding region runs from base 1 to 5187 and encodes 1728 amino acids.